Sus scrofa (pig) is the source of this 1871-nucleotide messenger RNA. It is a transcript of the gene TIMM50, whose product is annotated as translocase of inner mitochondrial membrane 50. The record is from RefSeq and is a predicted model, not a curated record. NCBI's taxonomy places the organism in Eukaryota, Metazoa, Chordata, Mammalia, Artiodactyla, Suidae.
AUGACUUUUUCCCUUGAAAAUAAUUUGAGGGAGAUUUACUGUGGCUCCUGCGGCAAAAGAGUGACUGGGGGUGAGCGCGCCCGCUGCAGUGCUCCCGAAGCCUUUUGUCUCUCUCGGGCUCCCGUCCACCCGCCUCUCGCCUGCACCCUUAUUGGCUGCGGUGCGGGCCCGGGGCGGAGGAGGGGGGGGGGACGAGUGGGCGGGGCCUCGUGGCGUCAGCGCAAGAUGGCGGCCUCGGCGGGGCUGUUCUUGCGGUUGCGGAGCGGGCUCUUGCAAGGCGCGCGGGGGCUGUGCGCGAGGCUCGCGACGGCGCCUCCCCGGGCCCCAGACCAGACUGCAGAGAUCGGGAGCCGAGCAGGCACUAAGGUCCAGGUCCAGGGGCCACAGCAGCAGAGGAGCUCGGAGGGUCCCAGCUAUGCCAAAAAAGUCGCACUCUGGCUUGCUGGGCUGCUCGGGGCUGGUGGGACCGUGAGCAUCGUCUAUAUCUUCGGAAACAACUCUGUGGAUGAAAAUGGUGCCAAGAUUCCUGAUGAAUUCGACAAUGAUCCAAUUCUGGUACAGCAGUUGCGCCGGACAUACAAAUAUUUCAAGGAUUACAGACAGAUGAUCAUCGAGCCCACCAGCCCCUGCCUUCUCCCAGACCCCCUGCGGGAGCCGUACUACCAGCCGCCGUACACACUGGUCCUGGAGCUCACGGGCGUCCUCUUGCACCCUGAGUGGUCGCUGGCCACUGGCUGGAGGUUUAAGAAGCGUCCAGGCAUCGAGACCUUAUUUCAGCAGCUCGCCCCUUUAUACGAAAUCGUCAUCUUUACGUCGGAGACUGGCAUGACUGCGUUUCCCCUCAUCGACAGCGUGGACCCCCACGGCUUCAUCUCCUACCGCCUGUUCCGGGAUGCCACGAGAUACAUGGAUGGACACCACGUUAAGGACAUUUCAUGUCUGAAUCGGGACCCAGCCCGGGUGGUAGUCGUGGACUGCAAGAAAGAAGCCUUCCGCCUACAGCCCUACAACGGCGUCGCCCUGCGGCCCUGGGAUGGCAACUCCGACGACCGAGUCUUAUUGGACCUGUCUGCCUUCCUCAAGACCAUUGCUUUGAACGGUGUGGAGGAUGUCCGAACCGUGCUGGAGCACUACGCCCUGGAGGAGGACCCUCUGGAGGCUUUCAAACAGCGGCAGAGCCGGCUAGAGCAGGAGGAACAGCAGCGCCUGGCUGAGCUCUCCAAGUCUAGCAAGCAGAACCUCUUCUUUGGCUCCCUCACCAGCCGCUUGUGGCCUCGCUCCAAACAGCCCUGACCUUUGGGCCUCCUCAAACUCAGUGCCUGGGCUCUGGGCCCCAGGCCCAGGGCUCCCAGAUCACAGCUUGGGCAACUACAUGGCCAAUAAAGUUCCUCCCAGACGCCACAGUCCUGUGUCCGGAUGGUCUCCAGAUGGGGGCGUCAGGGUGAAGUGUGGGACUCUUGGGUCAUCAUCCCACAGUGGCCGAUCAGCUGCCGAGCACAGAGUGGGCGUGCUGGUGGAGCCGGGUUGGUUUGUAACCCAGGCCUGGGAAUCCAAGAAGCUGGGUAGGGCCCUGCCCUGGCCGUGUCUUGCCGUGUGCCCUGUGAUCUGCAGACGCUCGUCUCUCUCUGGCACCAUGUUCCUUGUGGAAAAAAGAAGAGGACGGCACUGGGGGUUUGAAGACAGGCAGCUGCCUGGCCGCUGCUGUGUGAGAUGUGGGCUCCAGUGGACCAGCGAUCGCCCCAUUUCAAGAGGGCAGCUGCCGCUCCGCUCUGCCAGCUGUGGCCCUGUGGGCAGGUGGGCCUGGAGUUGCUUGAUUUUCUGGUCAAGGAGAGUUUUAUAUUAAACUUUAAAAUGUUGGCUUAUAACUAAAA